AUGGCGCGCAGGCGUAACAAUGCUUUUCCAAAUGCCUUGUACGGGCUAGUAUAUCGGGAUCUUGGGUCAUACGCCUCUUUGAGCAAUUCAAUCUAUCUGAGCAUGAACGCAAAUUCCAGGGUUUUGAAUGCUUCGAGGAACGGUCAGGAGUAUUCUAGUGCCGCCAACUUUCCCCUGGCAGACAGUUACAACACUUUAGUCCUUAGCGAGAACUCCGCGGCUCUUCUCGACUUACCACUUCCUGCCUACAUUACUGAGAUUCAAAGGAGACUGGCCCCAAAUGAGACAUGGCAAGUUUCCGCCGGUAUCGACGCCAUUGUAAUAUCCGCCGACACUCCCGAAUUAGGGGACGCAGAUUGUCUAAUGGGCAGUUUCGGUAACGACUCAGUAGCCGCGCCAUCUCCAAUAGGCUCUACGAGGAACGCGUCCGACGAUAUCUACCUCAGUUUCAUAGAGUCGGCGCAAAUGUUCAGCAUUCGACGGCAAGGCUGCCAUGGGAGAUGGGAAAUCACUCAAUCCGAAGUGAAGCUCCUGGAGGGCCUCUGCUCCAACCAAUCGGCAGCCAACUCGAGCGUUCUUCACGAUUGGCAGACAAAUCCAUUCGCAUUUGAUGUUCUGCCGGUCUUGGUAAACACCAUUGGCAUUUUCAGCACGAUUCGCCCUACCUCUCCCUGGAAGCAGAUAUCUUAUGUGGUGGCUGCAGCAAACACAUGGCGGGCUCGUUCUGCUUUCCUCAACUAUGGGACACCUGACACAGGGUAUAUCUUUCGAACGUACCCGGAGACUCGAUACGCGCCGCGAGGCCAGAUCAUCGCGUCAACUAGGCCAACACUUGAUGCAACUUGGGGGCUAUAUCUGGUGUUGAUGAUCUCCCCCAUCAUCACAAUAAUACUGUCCAUUCCGUUGCCAGUGCUCUACAGCCUACCUAUCGGCACACCCUUUGGGUUGGUCUCGAUCCUGGCUGGCAUCGAUCGAGACACCCUAGCCUUGGUUCAGGGAGCGGGAUUGUCCGGGGCACUUGGUCGAGAAAUGAAUCUUGAAAUUUCGAGUGAAGCGGUGCCCAACAACAAACCAGAAGUGAUUGCUGAGGCCAGCUACAGGAUCAGGUAUACCCUCUCCGAAGGUUUGAGAAAACCCAUCGAAGCAGGGAUUGAACGGGGUCGAAUUUAUGAGUAUCUGCGCUUCAGAAGCAGCAAAUCGAGGAUUUCGGACAGGCUGUUGCAUGGGCUGAGCUAUGAAUUGUCAGGCUGGGGGGCUGAGAAUAGUUGUAUGGAUUCUUCCCGAAUUCGUCAGACCGUCUGUCUCUCAUUUCAUCGGACACCAUGUUUACGGUCAAAUCAAAUUAAAUCCUACGUGACUCAUAGGUGUGAUCUCUCUAUUUCGUUGGCGCUGUACACGGGGGAGGAGUGA
Messenger RNA from Cladophialophora bantiana CBS 173.52, 1410 nucleotides. RefSeq lists its product as uncharacterized. The record is from RefSeq and is a predicted model, not a curated record. The coding region runs from base 1 to 1410 and encodes 469 amino acids. Lineage: Eukaryota; Fungi; Ascomycota; Eurotiomycetes; Chaetothyriales; Herpotrichiellaceae. The transcript is spliced from 2 exons.